GCAAUAAAAGGGCCACCCACCUUUCUCCCAUCUUUCUUCUCUCUUUCUCCCUCUGCAAUUCUCUCUCUCUUCUGCCGCGUAAAAUCUAUCGAUUCUGUUCGAUUUUCCGGUCCAAGAUCUGCGGCAUUGCUCGAAUAUCUCUUCUCUCUCUCUCUAGAUUGCAGCUGGAGAUCUGUCACUGUUUUUGUCUGCAAACGACUGUUGAUCUUCUCUGUCUGCUCGGAUCUCGCCGCGUUUGGUGGAUCUAUGAGCCCUCCCGCAUUGUUGUUCCCGAGCUAGGUUUUAGUGGCUCCAUGCUUCUCUGGUUGCUGUCGCGCGUUCAGAGCGAUGCGCUGUGUUGUUUCUGGAAAAGUAGGUGGUAGUGAGCACAAUCGCCGGAAACCUAGAGGUAUUAGGCGGGGCUCCGGCGAGGCAUUCGGGCUUGGCAGCGUAGGGUUCUGACGAUGGUGUGUGUGAACUGCGUGCUGAACAGGGAAGAUGCGGCCUCUUCUUCUGCUUCGUUUUCUUCUGCCUAUGUUCGGCCUGUUUUCCUCUAGCUUUGGGCUCCCGCUACUGCACAUAUACUUGUCUCCCAGUCUACUGCCAAGUCGGACAUUGCUUAUGAGGAAAAUCUCAACAGAGCAUGGGAGAUAUAUGUCAACAAGAACAUUAUUUGCUCCUUCAGAGCUGCCCCAUAUGUCAAGGCUCAAGCCUUCUUGGGAGUCAUCUGCUGCUCCUGCUCUAUCCCCGGUGUCUCAAGGUCCUAGCACAGGUACCUUCCCAAAACAUCAUCAUCAUGGCCAUCAUAAGAGACCUAUUUCAGUUGCCCCAGCUCCUUCCAAAUUACAAGGUUGUGGUCAAACAUGUGUGGAGCCUCUGACUUCGACUCCCCUUGGGUCCCCAUGUGGUUGUGUCUUUCCUAUGAAAGUCAGACUUCUGUUGGAUGUAUCUCUCUAUGCUAUCUUUCCUGUGGUUAAUGAACUUGAAAUUGAGGUUGCAUCAGGCACAUAUCUAAGACAAAGUCAAGUGACAAUUAUUGGUGCCAGUGCUGAUAGCCAAAACCAGGAAAAAACAGUGGUGGAUAUUAAUUUGGUUCCUUUGGGACAAAAGUUUGAUAAUACCACUGCAAUGUUGACUUAUCAGAGAUUUUGGCAGAAAAAGGUGCCUCUAAAUGCGACUCUUUUUGGAAAUUAUGAAGUGAUAAACAUUAAUUAUCCAGGACUUCCUUCUUCACCACCAUCUGAGGGUCCUAUGGGCAAUGGUCCAAGUGGAAGUGCUGGAAGUGAGCAAUUCCCUGUUUCAGCGGAUCUUGUCAAUAAUGCCAAGAAGCUGAAUGCUAAAACUAUUUUUGUCAUUGCUUUGUCUGCUUUUGUACUCUUGUUGGUUUUCUGCGGAGCAGUUUCCAUCCUCUUAAAAUGGAGGACAGUUGGUAGAUCAUCAAAUGCUGUUGGUCCUGUCUUUACACCAUCCAUUAAUAAAAGACCUGGAACUGGGGCUAUGUUAUCAAGUAGCAUGGCAAGCUCAACGUCAAUAUCCCCCAUUUCUGCCAUGCAGGCUUCCAUUCUUUCUGUUCAAACUUUUGCUCUAGCAGAGGUAGAGAAAGCCACGGAAAAGUUUAGUUCAAGAAAGGUUUUGGGUGAAGGAGGAUUUGGUCGUGUUUAUCAUGGGAUCCUGGAAGAUAGAACUGAAGUUGCUGUUAAACUGCUUACACGGGAUAAUCAGAAUGGGGAUAAUGAAUUUAUCUCAGAAAUUGAGAUGCUAAGCCGACUGCAUCACCGUAACCUUGUGAAACUCAUCGGUAUAUGCAUUGAAGAUCACACCCGCUGCUUGGUUUAUGAGCUUGUUCCCAAUGGCAGUGUCGAGUCUCAUUUACACGGCGCUGACAAGAGAAAGGGGCCUCUUGAGUGGGAGACACGAUUAAAGAUUGCACUUGGUGCGGCUAGAGGCUUGGCUUAUCUUCAUGAAGAUUCUAACCCUCGUGUAAUUCACCGAGAUUUCAAGGCUAGUAACAUCUUGUUAGAAGAAGAUUUCACCCCGAAGGUUUCAGAUUUUGGGUUAGCUAGGGAAGCAACAGAAGGAAGUCAGCACGUGUCAACUCGGGUCAUGGGAACUUUCGGGUACGUUGCUCCUGAAUAUGCAAUGACAGGGCAUCUCCUUGUGAAAAGUGAUGUUUAUAGUUAUGGGGUCGUUCUUUUGGAGCUUCUAUCUGGAAGGAAACCUGUGGACAUGUCUCAGCCCCCGGGACAAGAGAACCUUGUCACUUGGGCACGAUCUCUGCUGACUAGCAGGGAAGGAUUGGGACAGUUGGUGGAUCCUUUCUUGGCUGGAAACUGCGACUUUGAUGACAUCGCAAAGGUUGCAGCCAUAGCUUCCAUGUGCGUGCACCCAGAGGUGACCCACAGGCCUUUUAUGGGGGAGGUUGUGCAGGCACUGAAACUCAUAUGCAACGAUACAGACGAGACUUGUGGCGAUUGCUGUAGUCAGAAAGAGUCAUCUGCUCGGUACUCUGAUUUUAAGGGCGCUCUCUGCCCGUCCGAAAGUAGUUGGUGGAAUGAUGCCGGAGCCAUUACGCCGCGCUUAACUUAUGGGCAGGCCUCUUCUUUCAUAACCAUGGAGUAUAGUUCAGGGCCACUCGAGGAGAUGGAAAACAGACCGUUUUCCGCUUCGAGUUUGAUCAGGGGAGGGGGUGGGGUCCCCGGGUUGCCUGUCGGGCAUGGAAACCGAUCAGGUCCCUUGAGAACGGUUCGGAGCAAGCAAGCGUUUUACAGAUUGAAGGGGAGCCUGAGCGAACACGGCGGAGCUCUCCCAAAUAAUGGUGCCUGGUUUGAGUCUUCCUUUUAGAGUGUGUUUUAAAGUGUACAGUACCGAAAGGCCAUGGCCAAUGAAGUGGAUGGCCUCUCUCGGUAUAGUUAGUUAGCAGUCUGAAUUUGCUCUUAUUUGGAAAGGAUUGCAACUUUUGCCUUCUAAUUUUGAUAUAUCAUCAAUUCAUAUCAUACCAAAAGUGGGUUGAAUUCUUCCUU
Messenger RNA from Diospyros lotus (date-plum), 2999 nucleotides. Its product is annotated as receptor-like serine/threonine-protein kinase ALE2. Gene Ontology annotation, biological process: protein phosphorylation. The transcript has 9 exons. NCBI's taxonomy places the organism in Eukaryota, Viridiplantae, Streptophyta, Magnoliopsida, Ericales, Ebenaceae. The record is from RefSeq and is a predicted model, not a curated record. Gene Ontology annotation, molecular function: ATP binding; protein kinase activity. Bases 478 to 2820 code for a protein of 780 amino acids.